UCGGUGUUCUCUGCCCCUGUAUCCACUGUCACAAGUCCGGUACCGACAGUAGUCGUCGAUUCCGCUGCACUUGCUAGGAAACCGCCACCACCGCCCACACCAGCUCGACCUCGCGUAUCAGGAGGAGUUAACUCCGCCCCAUCCCUGGCGUCUGCGCCAGAGGGCCAGUCGACGAAGUACAUGGGGCUACCCCAACGAUCCCCAUCGAGCCGCUCCCUCUCACCAGUGCCUCGGUCGUCCUCUGCCCCGAGUGUCUCCGCACCUCGAGCAAUACCCAACGGCAGCUUAUUUCACGAGAGUACAGUUCCAGAACACGGCCCGUUCACGGAGUCUCCACCACCCUUACCCGCGAGGCCAGGAGGUGCGCCGCUAACAGAUGAGCUUGGGCGACGAUUGCCACCGUCCGCACCCCCAUCCAGUUCUAUGUCCCUCCGCCAUCGACCAACAGUGUCUACCAGUGCUGUUCCUGCUCGUGGUCCACCUCCCUCAGUUCCACCCCGCCCAUCGACCAGUAACAAGAUCUCUCCUGUCCUGCGACCAGAAGUACUUUCGUCUGAAGCACCACCGCUCCCUUCCCGCCCACGCAUAUCUCCUAUCUCAUCCACCGAAGACCCAUCCACAAUACAUGGUUCAGGUUCCAAUUCAUCAGUAGUCGCGUCGCCCUCCUCUUCGUCUGGAGGGACUCCGUCGCAAGGGGUCGCACCGCCGUUACCCUUACGCAAGGUUAAUCCGCCGCUACCUGUUUCAGGGACGUCCCUAGGCUUAUCUCCUGAAACACCGCCAAGCAUUCCUCGCAUGCCCCGUUCUGUACCUCCUAUGCACCCCGCAAUUGAAAAGCGUCAAGCAUCCCUCCAUGAAAGCAGCACAAGCCCGCCCCCCGCGCCUAAUCCUGUUCCCGCACAUACACCUCCUCCAACCCGCGCAGUCGACCUCCUAUCAAGUCUCAUUCCUUCUUCAUCUCUACCACAUCUUCCACCUCCUUCGCGAAGCAUCCCAAACUCUAUUCGUGCGCCGAAAAGGGAGAAGAGCGGAGACGACGACAGCGAGAGCGAAGAAGAGUACGAGAACGGAGAUCUUCUCUCCCCACCAGGCGCUUCGGGCUCGUCUGUUCAUUUGCCUGUACCUGGAACAGGCCUCCGCAGAGGUAUUGAAGACAUGCCAGAUACAACGCAUUCCAAUCGGCGACCGCCGCAUAUGUUCGUUGACCAGCGUUCUUUUCCCGCUCGGAGUCAUCUCAACCAGUGGCCAGUGGUAGCAAUGGCCGGCUCGUUCGUCGUGGUCGCGAACUGGGGCCUCACAGUGUAUGACAUAGACAAGAGCGACACCGAAAACACUGUCGCGCUCAGUGUGAGCUUAGAAGAAACGGGUCUGGAAUGGAGAGUUAAGGAGCCGCGGGUCACUGCCGUUGAAUUUCGGCCCGGUGCGAUCAAGGAAGAAGACGGACGGUAUGCGUGGUGUGGAACGAAGGACGGCCAUCUGUGGGAACUCGACCUCUGGACAGGAAGAAUCACCGAAACGCGCUCGCAGGCUCAUUCAUCUGCUGUGACGCACAUAUUCAGGCAUCAAAGGAGCAUGAUCACUAUCGAGGAGAGCGGGAAGAUGUUUGUCUUCGACUCUGAUGAAGCUAGUGGGAUGGGUGCACCCCAAAUGAGCAUGAACCCGCGGCUCAUCAGGAUCGGGGAGAAGCAGACAUUCGCGAAGGUAUUGGGAAAGCAUGGGGAGGUUUGGACAAGUGAGGGGUCUGGGCCUGGUACGGUUGGAGGUGCGAAGAGCCUCUCGAGCACGCCGACAAAAGGCCCAACUAUAAGGAUAUACGACAUCCGCUCACAAGAGAAUGGAGGAGUGCCCUACCGCACCAUCGUUUGCCCUGAACCGCUCGGGGCAGUAACGACCGGCUGCAUCCUUCCAACCCAACCGGAUACGGUCUACCUAGGACAUGAAGGUGGUUGUCUGUCAAUCUGGUCUCUGGCGGACGAAGAGCCCAAGUUCAUCACAGGCGUUAAGAUCGGCCCAACUGACAUCCUCGCCCUCGAAGGGGUUACGAAUCGCCUUUGGAUCGGAAAUCGACAAGGCAUCAUCGCCGCGUAUGAUGUUGCCCCCUGGCCGUGGAAGCUGACCAAUUUGUGGCGAGCGCAUGGGGACAACCCGGUGUCGAAGUUGAUGGUGGACGUCAUCGGUAUCGAGAGAAAUCAGAGACUGGCUGUGCUUAGUAUGGGGAAGGAUGAGAAAGUGAGAAUAUGGGAUGGGCUUCUCACAUAUCAUUGGAUCAAUGAUGAGCUGCUUAAGCGGGAGGAGCAAUUCAGUACCUUCCGACCGAUCAAUGUCUUGCUUUGUACCUGGAACGUAGAUGCAGCGAAACCUGAGAUGCUCACUGGCACACCGGACAACGCCACUUUCUUCGAGCAAGUUUUGCAUUCUGUCAACGCCCCUGAUAUCAUCGUUUUCUCAUUCCAAGAACUUAUCGAUUUGGAUAAUCGCAAGCUGACAGCUAAAACUGUCUUACUUGGUGGUGGGAAACGCUCGGAUGGCGGCAUCUCUGAUAAAGUAUCCAGCCGUUACCGUCUCUGGUAUGAGAAGCUUGUCUACGCGGUUCGCGUUGCCAUGCCUGCCGAACAACCCUAUGUUCCGAUAUUAACCGAAAAUCUCGUUGGCCUGUUCACUUGUGUGUUUGCACGAGCAUCGGAGAAGUCUUCUUUCAAGGAUGUUCAUAUAACCACAGUGAAGCGGGGAAUGGGUGGCAUGUACGGCAACAAGGGCGCUAUUGUUGCUCGGUUUACAGUCGACGAUUCGUCUUUGUGCUUCAUCAACUGUCAUCUUGCAGCUGGUCAGCGUCAUGUGAGGGAACGAAAUACGGAUGUCGCUGCUGUCAUGGAAGAUAAAACGCUUCUUCCCGAGAGUGAGAUUGCUGAUGAUGACAACUUGGCGUAUGGAGGCGGUGGCGAUGGUACGAUGGCUUUGGAUCAUGAGAUCUGCUUCCUCAAUGGCGAUCUCAACUAUCGCAUUGAUCAGCGGCGUGACACAGUUAUCACGAAUAUCAAGAACGAUAGUCAUGCUGAUUUAUUGGCGCAUGACCAAUUGCAGAAGGAGCUGAAGAAUAAUCCUGGAUUCCGAUUGCGAGGGUUCAGGGAGGCACCCAUCACAUUCAAACCCACGUACAAGUACGAUCGACGGAGCGAUGAUUACGAUUCGUCUGGAAAACAACGGACACCAGCCUGGUGCGAUCGUAUCCUUUUCCGGUGCCGUGAUCCCAAGCGUAUCGAACCUCUUGCGUACAAGCGCCUUGAGCCGAACAUCUCUGAUCAUCGACCAGUCGUAGGCGUGUUCAGGGUGACCGUCAAAUCGCUCACACAUGAACUCCGCCAAAAGGUGAAGCAGCAGCUGCUUGAAGAGUGGAAGGCUGAGCUGUCCAAAACCCUCGGGCUUGCGGUGGAAGCGUACGGGCAGCAGGGGCUGCUGGUAAAUACUCAAGCUCAUUGAUACCCAUCAUUAUAUGGUAUUCCCGUGGUUUCACCCCACUACUCCUGCUUGUAACCACGUCCAUCUGUUCUCAUAAGCGACACACUGUAUUCUAAGU
Dacryopinax primogenitus is the source of this 3574-nucleotide messenger RNA. Its product is annotated as DNase I-like protein. The record is from RefSeq and is a predicted model, not a curated record. Lineage: Eukaryota; Fungi; Basidiomycota; Dacrymycetes; Dacrymycetales; Dacrymycetaceae. Bases 181 to 3477 code for a protein of 1098 amino acids. The transcript has 5 exons. Gene Ontology annotation, biological process: phosphatidylinositol dephosphorylation. Gene Ontology annotation, molecular function: phosphatidylinositol-4,5-bisphosphate 5-phosphatase activity; protein binding.